Molecule: messenger RNA, 1065 nt
Organism: Staurois parvus
Lineage: Eukaryota; Metazoa; Chordata; Amphibia; Anura; Ranidae
Source: the annotation of a GenBank genome assembly
AUGUUGGACACUUUGGCAUCCUCAGCGAUGACAAUGGGCCACACCAAGGAACAGAUAUCUGAGAAGAUCCUGAACCAUGCCUUAGAAAUUAUCUACCUGCUGACAGGAGAGAAAUACGUCAUUGUAAAGAAAAAGUUUCCACACUGCUGCAUACACCCAAAAUCUGGAGGGGUACCUGUGAAGUGUGAUGAUGUUGCCGUGUACUUCUCUAUGGAAGAAUGGGACUAUGUGAAAGGACACAAGGAAGAUUACCAAGAUGUCAUUAUGGAUACUGAUGCACCCAGCAACACUUUGGAAAUUACAGAAAAUACUGACCUAGAAUUGCCAGACCUGCAUGCUGGAGAGUUACAGCGUGACUCAUACGAUGUCCCUGAUGUUAUCACAGCUGAUGCCUCAACCGAAGCCACGACUGAUGUCUUACCUGGUGCCUCAAAAGCUGCAAAACAUGAUGAGGACAGUGAAAAGAGCAAAAAGGACAAAGAAGAAUCUGAAGACAAGGGUAGAAGUGACUCAGAAGACAGUGAAGAGGACUCAUCCAGUGUAGCUGAAUCCAUGAAGAUGGAUGUGGCUAGAGAACGAUCCUUUGCAAGCCCUUUUUACCGUGAAGCCAUGCGGUUUGAGAUGACAGAGGAGAUACAGGAAGACGGUACAGUAAGACCCCUCAGCACUGAAGCCACCUUGUUGGAUAAGCUCCAUCCUGAAAUAUAUCGCUACGACCAGAACAUCUGGAGCAUCAGCCAGAGGUUCAUAUGUGGCACAAACAACAGACCGUACAACCAGCCCUCCAUAAUAGCCGAUGAUGAUGACAGUGAAGUAGGACAGUCACCGAUCCAAGUGCCCAACCUGGCUGAAGAGAAACCUUACCGAUGUGUUGCCUGUGAUCAGCUGUUCAAGUAUAAGUCCAGCGUCACAAGACAUUACGCUGUAGUGCAUGGGGUGAAGCCUCACCAGUGCAACGAGUGUGGCAAACGGUUCUCCACCAAAUUUAACUCUGUAGUGCACAAGUGUCAUCCACACAAAAACAAAAGCCCCUGGGGAAAUGAUUCAUCAGGUUUAAAUAGUUAA